Clonostachys rhizophaga is the source of this 1629-nucleotide messenger RNA. The record is from the annotation of a GenBank genome assembly. Lineage: Eukaryota; Fungi; Ascomycota; Sordariomycetes; Hypocreales; Bionectriaceae.
AUGCCUGUUCCGCAACAUGUGUUGAACUGGCUGUAUAGCGUCCUUACAAGUGAAUACCACGAUGUAAACCGCACCUACAACGACGUCGCUCAUGCGCUCUCUCGCUACUCCACCCUCUCCCCUCGAACCGAUGUGCACACCUUCCCUAAUGGCGCGAGCGCCCUCUUACUUCACCUCUCGGGUACCCUCCCCGUCGACUUCCGCGGCAGUACUUAUAGAUUCCCCGUCUCGAUAUGGGUUCCUCAUGCCUAUCCCAAGGAACCACCUACGGUAUAUGUCACGCCUACAGAUAAGAUGGUGGUCCGACCAGGCCAGCAUGUCGACCCUCAAGGACAAGUAUAUCACCCAUAUCUAGUGAGAUGGGCCGAAUUUUGGGAUAAAUCAACACUUCAUGAUUUCCUUGCGAUAUUAUCAGACAUAUUUGCCAAGGAGCCACCCGUCGUCUCGCGCCAGCAGGUAUCGCCGGCGCAUGCUCAACCAUCGCCAGUACAAUCUCCGCCACCGGUCCCGCCACUUCCUCCAGAGAUGGCCCCAAGACCCUCAAAUGUCCAGCAGUAUCAUAUACAACAGCAAGAACAGCAUGAUCGGCCUCCCCCGCCCCCUCCCCCACCAAAGACAUCGCAAGGAGCCCCGAUCGCCUACUCUUCUCCCUCAUCUUCUCACGAGAGUGGACCUCCAUUGCCUCCGAUCCCCCAGUCCUCCUCGCCUGUAAACCGGAAACCCUCACGAUAUGAUUCAGCCCCUCCACUGCCGCCUCAGAUACAGAGCCCACCUGUUGGUACUAUGAAUGUGAAUGCUGAGUAUCAGCAUGCUGUGCAAUCUCGACAGCAAUCUAUGAGCCUACCUCCUGGGCCUAGUAUAGGAUCAAAUCAGGGUCUUCCUAUGCCUAUGAAUCCGCCACACCUCCAGCCAGGAACCCAACAGCCUAUCCCCCAAGAGUAUGUACAAGGCCAAUGGGGUUUACCACCGGCUUCGAGCCAGCAGCAAGUGCCACAACCGCCCUGGCAGGGAUACAGGCAACCACAACAAGCACAGCCAAAUCCCGAGCAGCCUCCUCCCCCGGAUCUGAUUGAUGAACCUGUGACGUUGAACGUAUCGGCCCAGUCUUCAGUUGCACCGCCGCCCAUACCUCCCAACCCUGAGAAGGAUGCUUUGUUGGUGCAAGCGGCACACACACUAGCGUCUAUGAGGCAGCAGAGUCGACAGAAGGAUGAAUCCACCAUGGCUGGACUUCAGGCCCAGCGGAACGCCAUGUUGGCUGUGCUACCUACACUCCAGUCCGAGAUGGGGCAACUGGCGCAACUAUCUAAUCUCCUGACAUCCAACUCGUCGAUCCUGCAUGAUGCACUGCAUAAAGCGGAUGGGGUGAUUGAAGGAUCCCGGAGGCACCCGGCACCGGAUAUCGAUGAGCUCCUUGUUGCGCCCACUGUGGUAUCUAAUCAGCUCUACACACUUGUCGCUGAAGAGAGGGCGCUGGGGGAUGCCAUUUUUAUGCUGGGCAGGGCUGUUGAAAGGGGCCGCAUCUCGCCGGCAGUAUUUGCCAAGAUGACGCGGUCUCUAGCACGAGAGUGGUAUCUGAAGAAGGCCUUGGUACGAAAGAUUGGCGUUGGGAUGGGCCUGACAUUGUGA